UUGAGAAUAGCGACUCACCACCACUGAAUAAGGAGGCGUGCCCGAUUACCUCACCACAUGUCUUCACCAUAGUCAGGCAGCUCGUCCUCACAUCUCGGCCUUAUCCGUCGCUGCAGCAGCAGUCACGUAGUUCCGCUUUACGGUUGACAAGAUUAAAGGGCAUCUGGUAAUGACGUUGCCAUAGACCCCUCCGUUCACAGUGCAGACUUAUCCAAGUAAACCGUUGCAGAGAGUAUUUAUGUCAGCACGGUUUCUAAAAUCGGCAUUCUUCAGCGACUGAGUCUUAGGUUCCAACCUAGACACACUUCUAGAAGGCCAAGACAGUUCACCUUUUCAAACCCUAAGUACUCGCGCCUACCAAUGGUGCUGCGCUUUACGCACGUAGGUCCUCGCUUCUGCAAGCCGUAGCGGCGAUGGCGACCGUUGAGAAUCCAUCUUUUGCGACAACAUAGUAACUCGUCGCACACACCAGUAUGGAGAGUAGCACUAAGGAGAGCAGCAGUAGCAUCAGCACUGGCAGUAGCAGCAGCACCGUCAGUCGCGGAGGCAGCCUCUGGUUCCUACAACCCGCCCCUCCGAAUAGCUACGUACUCGACGACUCAGCGCCUACCAAAUCCCGCGGAGCAGCCAAGCACGCGCAACAGAAUGCGGGGAAGAGCGCGGGCGGUGGCGGAAGGGGGCUCUUCCCCUUUCCCCGGCCAAGAUCUGGUAGCCCGCUUGCGCCCUGGGGAGGGGGAGGCGGCGGCGGAGGGAUAGGGGGAGGCGGAGGGGGGUCGGAGACCUGGAUGCGCGGAUUCAGCGGGAAGUUGGGGCGGUAUCGGCGGUGCAUGCUGCUGGUCGGGGGAGUGACGUUAGUGAAUGGGAUUCUGUCGGUGAUCCUACUGGAGCUGAUUAUAAACGGUGCGAGGUCGUGCCCUGGGGGUAACUGCCACCUGCACAUGACUGAAGCUGAUGCCCAGCUGAAGAACUAUGACAUCCAUUCUACCCGCCAGUUGUCGUCCCGCAGGGCCCAGUUCCUCUCGGACGAUGCUGACGUGGACAGUGACGUGGACAGCGAAGCUGAUGUGGACGAAGGACAAGUGGUGGAUAUAGAGCUUCCCUCCCUCUCCUCCUCCUCCUUUUCCUCCUCCUCCUCCUUAUUGUCAUCCUCGAAAGCAGGAGGGAGAGGAGGGAGAGGAGGGAAGGCAGGGAGGGAAGGGAAGCAAGGGAGCGAAGGACAGCGAGGGAAGGUAGAGAAGGGAAGGAAAAGUGGCGCACAGGGAAGACAGGGGGGUGCGGGAGGGAGCGGCAGGGCCAAGCCUAAGUCCAGAGAGGGUGCAAGAGAUGCAGGGGGAGAAACAGCAAGCCAUGUGGCGAAGGGCAAUGUGCUAAAAGGAAAGCUUGGUGCCUUUAGGUCUUCCUCCACUCGAUCCUCCUCCUCCUCCGCUUCCUUCCGUGCAUCAGAUGAAACUGACGAUGAAGCCCCAGAUGAAACUGCAGAUGAAACCCCGGAGGUUUCAUCUUCCGUGUCGUCUGACUCGCGGUUCAGCUUCUUUGCGCAUCUAGAUGCUGCAGCAGCUCACCUCUCCACUCCUCGCAAAACUGGCUCAAAGAAAACCUCUCGUGGCUCCUCUCCCCCCACCAAACCUCGUGUCACCACACCUGUUGUCACAAAACCUCGUGUCACCACACCUGUUGUCACGAAACCUCGUGUCACCACACCUGUUGUCACCCAAUCUCUUGUCACCACACCUGUUGUCACCAAACCUCGUUAUACCACGCCUGCUGUUACCACAACCGCUGUAACCACUCCUGCUGUCACUCCAACCAUCCUGAAAAGCACGGAGAACCUUGUUCCUGCUGCUACUUACACCAGGAGCACUCCCAAAGCCAUCAGUGAAACUCCCUCUGCUGUCAGUAACACUCUCAAAAGCUCUAGUAGCACUCCCACAACCGUUUCUGUCACCCCCACGGACACCACUAGCACACCCACAGCUGUCACUAUCACCCCCGGCACUGCCAUCAGCACCGCCACCCCUGCAGGGAAUGGUGCUGCUGCUGCUGAGGCUGAUGCUGCUGCUUCUGCUGCUGCUGCUGCUGCUGCUGGUGAAUCUGCCUCUGCUGUUAAUGCUGGUGUUGCUGCUGGUGCCGAUGUUGGUGCUGGUGCUCGUGCUCAUGCUGAUGCUGCUGCUGAUGCUACUGCCAGCACCGCUGAUGCUGAUUCUGAAGCUGCUGGUGAUUCUGCCUCUGCCACUAAUGCUGGUGCUGCUGCUGCUGUAGAUGUUGGUGCUGGCGCUGAUGCUGAUGCUAAUGCUGCUGCUGCUGCUGCUGCUGCUGCUGAUGCUGUCUCUGUCGCUGAUUCUGCUGCUCAUUCUCAUACGGUUAGUGGUGACCAAGAGGGAAAGGAUUCAGGCAGUGAUCCCGGCACAGGCAGCAAUGGUGCUGGCAGCAGCAGCAGCGCCAGCAGAAGCAGCAGCAGCAAUGGUGGGGAAGGUAGCAGUGAAAUCGAGAUUAGCAGUGGGGAAGAUAGCAGUGAGCGCACGAGCAGCAGCAGGGAGGAUAGCAGUAACGACAAGAGCAGCAGCAGCAGCAGCAGCAGCAGCAGCAGCAGCAGCAGCAGUAGGGAUGAAAGUGGCUCUUUCACCUCUCAAUCCUCCUCAACCUCCCUUCCUGCCCACUCGUCUCCCCGUCUCAUCCCCUCUCCUGCCCUCUCCUCUCCAUCCGAACCCCACGCUUCCCAGCGUGUUCCUGAAACUCAGAGGCAAGAUACUGCCAAGCAAGACCAACAGCCCGCCGCCCAGCAACAGCAGUCUGCCGCCCAGCAGCAGCAGUCUGCCGCCCAGCAGCAACGUGCUGCCACUCAAGAGAAGCAGGCUGCUGCUCAGCAGCAGAAGCCUGCCGCCCAAGAAAAGCAGACUCGUUCUCAGCAGCAGAGCAACUAUGUUGUCCAGCAACAGCAGGCUGCCGCCCAGCCGAGGGAAACUGCCGGCCAGCAGCAAGAGAGUGCCGCCCAAGAGCAAACCACUGCCAACCAGGCUGCUGCCCAGGCUGGCUCCAGGACCCGCAUCCCCAAGCCUUUCUACGAACGGAUGAGUGACAGGUGGCACGUAACGCCGUUACCGCGAGUGCACGGCGCGUACCUGUUACAACAAAGGGAGGACUACUCCAGCGUGUUACUGGUACAGGAUAUCUGCUACCUGUUUAUGGCGGGUAAAGGGGUGCACCAUAACACGUACACAGGCGUGUGGUUUGUGAGGGAGGCGAUGAGUGAGAAUAGCUCGGAGUUGGUCGGGCCGUACUCGCCUGAUUGGAAGAAGAGGAAGGAGAGCAGGAGAGAGGGAGGAGGGGGGGGAGGAGGGGUUGCUAGGCAGAGGCGAAGGCUUCUUUCGUCGCAGGAAAAUGAGCAGGAGGAGGAGGGGGGAGAGGGAGAUAGGAUGCACGUAGAUAAUUCAACAGAUGAGGAAUCAUUCCAAGGCGCAAGGGGGAGGAGGAGGCUGCUAGGCAGAGGAGGCAGGGAUGGUGGUGCCAGUACUGCUGGUGCUGUUGGCAGCGGGGUUGGCAGCUGGUUCAGCCGUUUCGUGGGGCUGAAGCAAGGAAGGGAAGGAGCAGGAGGGUUCAUGGGAACGGGCCACUACCGUGACCUAUCAAAGCUGGACCUAGGCAAGAGCAUGUGCUCUCUUUUCAAACCCAGUAAAGACCUAGAUACCACCCAUCUCUUCUCGGACUCGCACGACCUCCCUAUACUGAAGCAGCGGCAGAAUAAGACCUACGGGCGGUUUUUGGGGCACCCUGCUCUCGCGCAGUAUAUCGCCGAGAGCAGCUCGACUGCCCGGAAAAAACUGAAGAAGAACAAUCCGAACGAUUUCCGGCGGCGGGUGGGGAUAGUGGGGCGGUACGACACGCACAUCGGGCAUUUCGGCGAGUCGGUGGCAGCGAUGUGGGAAGUUUCCCGGCACUUUCCAAAGGAGGGCCCGUUUGGGGAGGACGAGGAGGCUGAGUGGGGAGAUGCGAAGGUGGGCGGGGCGCGGGAAUUGGGGGAGAAGUGGAGCGAGAGGGAGAGGUCGAGGAGGAGGCAGAGGUGGAAGAGGAGAGAGAAGGAGGGAGCGGAGCUGACUCUUUUCUUUCCGAGUGAGAAGACGAUCCGGAGCAAAUGGACGGCUGGGAUCGCGCAGAUGCUGUUUGGCCCGGCGUCGGAGAUGCUGGCCGGGCAUAGGGAGGGGCGACCCCUGUGCUUCGACCAGGUGGCGUUUGUGCUGAAUUCCCGGCACUUGAACUCCUCUGCACAGGGGUUUAGGGAGGACGCGUGGGGACUGGCAGAGGUGACGUCGCGGGUGUUUAAGAGGCGGGAAGAGAACGGGGUGGUUGGGGAUGGGAACGGGGAUUUGGAGGAGGAGGAGGAAGAGGAGAUGAGGGAAGAAGACCUAGAGAAGCAGCGUCGAGAGACGGCGGUGGAGGCGGAGGCGGCUACUGGGACCAUUGACCGCGGAGAGGAGGAGGAGAGGGAGAAGGAGAGGGAGAGGAGAUUCCGUGAGGAGGUGAUUCAGCGAGAGAGGAGGCACGCGCUGGCGCGAGUGAUCAUACGGCAGGGGGACGAGGUGCUGUUCUCGGCCCUGCGGGGGUACGACCCCGAGAGGAAGCUGGAGGUGACGGUGGUGGAGCGCGAGCAGCAGCGCGUGGUGAGCAACAUGGGCGCCGUGGCGUGGCAGGUGAAGGACCUGUUUCCGCGCCAAGCCACCAGCCAGUAUCGGUUGGCCGAGUCCCCACUGCUCGAGCAGAUGGCGCUGUUUCAGCACACGGCGCUCCUGAUCAGCAUGCACGGCGCCACCCUCAGCAACAUCAUCUUCCUGCCUCCAGGCAGCACUGUGCUCGAACUCUUCCCCCUCAAAUUCCACUCUGACGCCUACAAGAACCUCGCCCUUCGCAACGGAAUCAACUACUUCUCGUGGGAAAACUCGCACCUGGAGGCGUCUGCCUACACCGACAAUUGCUUAGCUAAGGGCGGGUGGGAGAAUCUAAGCGACCAGGAGUGCAAGCAAGUGCGGGCGUGUUUCCUGUGUGCGAGGGACCACUCGAUCACGACGGUGAAUAUGGAGGAGUUGGAUAAGGUGCUGCUGAAGGUGCAGCGAGCAGUGAGGAAGUUCGUGCACGAGGAGAGCUUGAAGAAACUGCAUGGGAGCGCAUUGGCUACAGCCUAGGCUGAUCAGUAUAGGAGCAGCUGCAGCAUAGGCUGAUUAUUAUAGCAGCGGUUGCAGCAUAGGCUGAUCAUUAUAGCUGCGGUUGCAGCAUAGGCUGAUCAUUAUAGCAGCGGUUGCAGCAUGAGCUGUUGCAGCGGCUGCUGCUGCUGCUGUUGCUGUUGCAAGUGCAGCGAGCAGUGAGGAAGUUUGUGCACGAGGAGAGGAUUUUUGAGGCGCCUCAAAAAGUUUGUGCACGAGGAGAGCCUGAAACAGCUGCAUGGGGGUGCUGCAGCAGCUGUGUAAGGGGCGUGUGGUCAUGAAUCACGGCUGGGAACUUCGAGGAGUUGGAUAAGGUGCUGCUGGAGGUGCAGCGAGCUGUCAGGAAGUUCGUGCAUGAGGAGAGCCUGAAGAGGCUGCAUUGGGGGUGUGGCAGCUGCUGCUGCUGCAUAGGCUGCUGAUGUACACAGUACAUUGCAGGGGCUGCUCUCUUCAAGGGGCCUUCACUAGAGGAAGCUCUUGCAUGAGGAGAGCUUGAGAAGGCUGCAUGCAUGGGGGUGCAGGGGCGGCUGCACAGCGUGACUUUCAGAGCAUCAGGUAUUGCAUUAGGGUGUUACUGUGGCAGGGGGUUGCUGCUGCGGGUGCAGCAAGCAGUGAGGAUGCUUCUGCGUUAUGAGCGUUUUCAUUGAAACAGCUGCAAGGGAGUGCAGGGGCUGCUGCUGCUGCUGCAUGAGCGGUUUGCUCACUCCCAUGAGCAGGGUGCUGCUGCUGCAUCGGCUGCUCACUCCCGUGAGUAGGAUACCCUUUUUGACAUGCCUCAAAGUUAGGGUUUAGUAGGUACCGUACCCUCAUCCCUGUCGGCCGUUGGUUGGUAGGUUUGGUAUGGUGGCAGCCGUCUGUCAAAAUGCCGUCUCUGCUGCAAUGACACCACUGCAGCAGGCUAUCUGGCAAAUCAUACCUUACGCUCUGAAUUGUGUGCGGCUGUGCUGUGUCCUCACAGGGCGAUUCAGGGAUGGUUCAUAACGAUGCAAAUCAUACCUCUUUGCAGAGCCCCAGACAACCGCAGAAAGAGGUAUCAAAGUUAACGAAUGAGUAGAACCAUGGCAUACAAGGGAAUAUAACCUAGUGGGUUGUACUCUCUAAGCCAC
Closterium sp. NIES-67 is the source of this 6298-nucleotide messenger RNA. Lineage: Eukaryota; Viridiplantae; Streptophyta; Zygnematophyceae; Desmidiales; Closteriaceae. The record is from the annotation of a GenBank genome assembly.